Cyphomyrmex costatus is the source of this 2082-nucleotide messenger RNA. RefSeq lists its product as uncharacterized. The record is from RefSeq and is a predicted model, not a curated record. The transcript has 4 exons. NCBI's taxonomy places the organism in Eukaryota, Metazoa, Arthropoda, Insecta, Hymenoptera, Formicidae. Gene Ontology annotation, biological process: DNA integration. Gene Ontology annotation, molecular function: nucleic acid binding. Bases 1 to 2082 code for a protein of 693 amino acids.
AUGGCCCACAGUCUCACUGACGCCCAGCGGAAUUACUCCCAGCUGGAAAAGGAAGCGCUCGCACUCGUCACUGCCGUCGAACGGUUCCACAAGUUUGUUUGGGGCAGAAAAUUUAUAUUGCAAACCGACCACAAACCCCUCGUGGCAUUACUUCAGACAGAUAACUCUAAGGGACUCAAACCGACAACAGCAGCGCGACUCAAGCGUUGGGCAAUACGUCUACUAGGCUAUGACUUCAAGAUUGAAAACAUCCAUACGCAAGAUUUUGGCCAAGCGGACGCCCUAUCUCGCUUAAUCGAUAACUUCCGUCAUGAUAAUGCAGAAGAACUACAAGUAGCUCGCAUCCAAGAUGUCGAAUCGGAACUUCUCCAAAUAAAAAAUUUGUCAGUCGACUUCUUCGAUAAAGAACUUUGGGAUAAACUCAAGCUAGCUUCCAAGGAGUGUCCCACGCUUCGCUCUGUUUUUCUAGCUAUCAAACAAGGUUGGAAAACCAAAGUAAGUCCGGAUGUGGAACCUUACAAGAAACGAGCGGAAGACUUAAGCAUCGUCGACGACACGCUACUCCUCGGUGAUAGAAUUGUCAUCCCUGAGAAACUCAGACCGUUAAUCUUAGACAUUCUUCACAAAGGUCACCCAGGGAUUCGCAGAACCAAACAGCUCGCUCGAGAAUACGUAUACUGGCCGAAAAUGGCAGUCGAAAUUGAACGCCUUAUUCACCAGUGCGAUCCUUGCGCUGUGAAUCAAAAACUUCCAGUAAAGGUACCACUAAGUCCAUGGCCUACACCCACACGCCCCAUGGAACGUGUACAUUUAAAUUACGCUGGCCCAAUCGACGGGCAGUACCUUCUUAUUUUCGUGGACGCCUUUUCUAAAUUCAUCGACGUCGCCAUCACGCCUACAAUUUCAGCUAAUCGAACCGCUGACAUUUGUCGAGAUUUCUUUUGCAGGUACGGUCCUCCAGACAUCCUGGUCACGGACCACGGAACUCAGUUCACCUCUGAAACCUUCGCAGCUCUCUGCAAAGACAUGCAGAUCUCCCAUUUAUUAUCUCUAGUCAAUCAUCCACAGUCGAACGGUCAAGCCGAGAGGAUGGUGGACACUAUUAAAAGAGCAAUCGCUAAAAAUCCAUCAGACUGGAAACAGCAACUGUAUGACUUUCUUUACAGUUACCGCUACACGUCCUGCUCAACUGCAUUCGAGAGUAAAGCUCCAGCUGAUUUUUUCUUUGGACGUCGCAUGAACUCCCCGUUUACCAAGUGGUUCCCGAGACAGAACACUCUAGUUACAGCUCCGGCGGAACCCUCACCUAAACAACAGGCCAUGACGAGACAAUUUUCGAAACAUCAUGGUACCCGACCACGUCACUUAACUGCCGGAGACCCAGUGGUGGUACUAAUCCGCAAGGAUAAAAGGGAACAAGGUACCAUCAUCGAGCCCAUCUCAAAAUACCAACUACACCGGUCCCUCCCUUCUGAGCCCCCCAAGGAUCAAGACGACGGUUGGAUAUUCUAUCAACCGCCACAAGCUCCAGUGAGAUUCAGAGUCGGAUCACUCGUCAGUAGCACCUGCUAUGGCUUCAGCUACAGCCGACCAAGGCCCGGGGCCUUCGGCAAAUCAACCGGUAGGCCCGUCCGAGACCGAGUGGCCCCUAGAAGACUCGUCUUGAACCCAUCAGCCAAAAGUUACGCUCAAGGACAAGUUUUUGGUACACCGAUGGGUUCCCCUUUGUCUCCGAUUUUAGCGGACAUAGUGAUGCAGGAUUUGGAGGAGAGUGUGGGGGGUUUAUUGAGUAUGUCCAUGUAUUACAGAUAUGUUGACGAUAUUUUGAUUAUGGCUAAAAGAGAAGAAGUUGAGAAGAUUUUUGAGGUCUUUAAUAGCUAUCAUGACCCAUUGAAGUUUACUAUGGAUUAUGAAAGUGAUAGAAGUAUCAAUUUUUUGGACUUAUCUUUGAAUGUAGUGGAUAAUAAAUUGAUUUUAGAUUGGUUUCACAAAAAGACAUUUUCAGAGAUUGUGAGUCCACUUAUGUGGGCCAGACAAAAAGACAGUUGCAAACUAGAAUUAAAGAACACAGAAAUAACAUAA